Molecule: messenger RNA, 713 nt
Organism: Anopheles darlingi
Lineage: Eukaryota; Metazoa; Arthropoda; Insecta; Diptera; Culicidae
Exons: 3
Coding region: 73-678 (201 amino acids)
Source: RefSeq, a predicted model, not a curated record
AUCAGUCCGUUAUUGAAAUCGAACACGUUUGCGUUGGUUGAGAGAGAGAGCAUAGAAAGUAAAAGCUAAAAAAUGGCGAAAUUAUUGGUUCCCUUGUUUCUAGCACUGGUUGUGAUGGUGGCCGUUACUACCGUUGAAGCCCACCACGGACAUCGAAGAGAGGGUGGUUGGCAUGGCCAUGAUCAUAAGCAUGGUGGUCAUGACCAUACCUGUGGUCAUCAUGGUGGAGGUGGUCAUCAUGAUCAUGGAAAGGGUGGUCACCACCACCACCACCACGACGGUACAAGGCGACAUGGUGGACCUUAUGAUGGGAAUCGCCAAGGUGUUGAUGGGAAUAAUUAUGAACCGCCACAAUACACCACACCAUCCACUCAGCCCACUAGCCAGCAGACGGUUACCGUUCAUUCACCUUCAAUCUACAGUAGUGAUAGCGGGUCUUCGUCAACAAGAAAGGAUAGUGACACUGUGACUAGUACCUCAAACUAUAACAGUAAUAGCGGCUCUUCGUCUUCAAACGAAGGUACUGAUAGUUUCUCAAGUCCUCACGAUUAUAGCGGUUCUUCGGUAUCAAGCCACGAUUCCAUAUCUCCGUUCUCAAGUGACGAUAGCAGCAGUGAUUUCCCUACUUUAAAAGUUUCUAAUCAGGAUCAAGAAGAGUUUGAAACAACUAUUUUAUAAAAAAGGAUUCCCUAAUAGAUGUAAACAGCGACUUA